Messenger RNA from Petromyzon marinus (sea lamprey), 2477 nucleotides. RefSeq lists its product as uncharacterized. NCBI's taxonomy places the organism in Eukaryota, Metazoa, Chordata, Hyperoartia, Petromyzontiformes, Petromyzontidae. The record is from RefSeq and is a predicted model, not a curated record.
CUGGGGUCAUGCGGACCCUACCAAGUAACCAUUGGGAUUUUGUAUUAUAAAUAUUUACGCCUACGUGGAAGGCUGUUCGAAACUAAAUAUAUGUCUGUUAUUACCAUAAUGAACAUUUAAUAUAUGUUACGUCAGCUACAGAAAUAUACCUCGUAAAUUUCCGGAAAUUAUUUUAUUUUUUAGAACUGAAUUAUAAAAUCCCCCUAUGUCGAUAGUGGUUUGACCCAGCCUCUUGCUCAGUGAAAAACCGGUGGUUGUCCGAAUAGCUGUUGUACUUGUUGCGUUAGUUGUUGUUUGGUUGUUGUUGCAGUUGUGGUUGAUGUUGGUGUUGUAUAUGAGGCUGCUUUAGCGAUGCAGGAGCCGGGGCGUGAAGAGGAGGAUGAUGAAGAGGACAAGGAGGGGCAAGGGUGGCACCUGUACCGCCUUACCCUGCAGGAGCUGGAGAGGCUAAAACUGCAGCAGGCGAGCGACAUGCAGGAGGUGGAGCGAUAUGUUGACCACGUGCGCUCCCUCACAGAAGACCGGGAGAUGGGACUGGAGGCCGAGAAUGAAACUCUUAAGCAGGAACUGGAGGCCAUGCACGCACAGAUGGACACUGAACGCAAGGAGAUAGUGGAGCUGUUGAGAAGACAGGGCAUGGAAGAGAUUAUUGGGGCCUCUGCCAGCGAGCAGGUGGCCUUUCUUCUCGUCGAGAGAGCUUGUCUGCUGCGAUCGCCACCAAGCCCGCUUAAGUCCCAGCAUGAGGUGUUGGGUUGCUCCUGGAAGACGCCACCGCAGACCUCAGAGAUAAUGACACUCGGUGACAAAGUGGAAAAAUACAAAAACCUCUACCACAAGGCAGAGAAAUCUCGGCAGCUGCUGUCGGAUGAGAGGAGCGCGCUCACGCUGAGGCUGCAGCUGCAGGAACAGGAGCUGGAGAUGCUCAACAGCAACAGCAGCAGCAACGGCAGCCACCCUCACAAACGCUGUCAUGCGCAGAUCGAGGAGCUCCACCGGCAGAACGCGGAGCUGGCGCGGAAGCUACGCAGUGCCGAGGUGUCGCGUGAGGAGCUGGGCGAGCGCAACGAGGAGGUCGAGGCGCUGCUGGCUGAGCUGCAGGCGCGCGAGCGAGACGGGGAGAGGCAUGGCGAUGGGGAAGACAGCAACAGCACCAGGGAGGACAGUGACAGCUCCGGGGAAGAUGGGGACAGCGGCAGGGAGGGCGGCGCCCCCGUGGUGGCACGAGAGGCAAAAGAGGAGGGAGUCAACGUGGGAGAAGAGAGGGAGGCGGAGACGGAGGCGGAGACGGAGGUGGAGGAGAAGUCUCAGCUGCUGCAGAAGGAGCUACUGGGCGCGUGCACACGCCGUGUGCUCACACACCCGUCCGUGCUGGCCGAGCGCCUCUCGGUGGUGGAGGGCGAGAGGGACGCGCUCAACAUGACCGUGCGGCAGCUGCAGAUGCAGAACACGCAGCUCCUGGACAAGGCGGCGGAGUCCGAGCGGCAGUGGGAGGAGCGGCUGCUACGAGGGGAGCAGGAGGCAGAGCGGCAGCACGGGCGCGUGGAGAGCCUACAGCGCCAGCUCGAGAGUCAGCACGAGGAGAUGCAUGGCACCGCAGGGCACACGCGUGCUGGAGACGCAGAACAAGUGGCACAGGUGUCUGCCCUGGAGAAGGAGCUGAGUAAGCUGCGCUUGGAACUGCAGGAGCACAAGCUGCAGUGGCACCACCAGCAGCUGCAGCUGCAGGCGGAGCUGCAGCAGGGACACGCGCGUCGCACGAUGCUGAAGGAGAGGGUCAGGAAUCAGGAGGAGGAGCUGAAGGAGCUAAGGCUUCGUCUUGUGGAACGGGAAGACAGAUCAGCUGUGCAGAAGAAACCAAAUCAAGACAGCCCACCUGACCAAUCAAAACUGCAAGACGCACCUGAUCAGCUUCUCUCCCAGGGCCAGGAGGCUGGCUUACGCAUGGAGUUGGAGCGAGCCCUACAGAGAACAGACAAAUACAUGAGGCGAUACAACGCUGGCCGCGUGUGCUGGCACACCCGCCUGCGCUGCGCCCGGGACGCCUUCCUGGGAGAGCUGUCAGCGCGGGACAAGGCUGUGGCCAACAUCUCGCAUGACCUGAAGCUGGCGCAGAGCUCAGCCAGCAAGGAACGAGCGUGGAGGGAGCGAGUGGUGCAGGAGCUUCACGUGUCUUUGGCGUCCGUACGUGACCUCACCCAAGAAGUCGCCGACCUAAAGUUCUCCUUGCGCGAGCAGACGAGGCUCACCCAGCACGCGCAGCACAGGGUUCAGCUUCUUGAAGAGGAAGGGGAACGAUUGAGGAAGCUUCUUCUCGCGGAGCCUAGAAUACACUAACACGUGGCACGCAGGCACACUCCGUCUCACUGACACACAAAGACAAAGAUCCCCCGUGUAGCUUUAACAGACUGUAGGGGCAAGUGCUGUUAGCAAGCACCUAUGAAGGCCGGAACGGUACACGAGGGGGUGGGUGGCCAGCA